Molecule: messenger RNA, 1926 nt
Organism: Scomber japonicus (chub mackerel)
Lineage: Eukaryota; Metazoa; Chordata; Actinopteri; Scombriformes; Scombridae
Gene: irak4
Product: interleukin-1 receptor-associated kinase 4
Exons: 11
Coding region: 199-1572 (457 amino acids)
Biological process (GO): signal transduction; protein phosphorylation
Molecular function (GO): ATP binding; magnesium ion binding; protein binding
Source: RefSeq, a predicted model, not a curated record
GCUGUUUGCAUUACGUUUGGGGAAGUUGCUUAAUAUCGGAAAACACAGUACCGCAAUAUCAGUUGUCUGCUGUUCUCCAUUUAUGGGUGUAAUGUAGGUUUGAAAAUAACACCAGAAACAGCGCAGUAAGCUGGACAUCACGUCGGUUUAACUAAGCUUAAACAACUCAAUUUGUACCCGUUUUAUUAUCUCGCAAAAAUGAGUAAUUCAGUAACUCCCGCUACUUAUAUUCGUAACCUUAACUACAGUUUACGUCGCAGACUGUCAGAUUUCUUAGACCCUCAAGAUACGUGGAAAGAAGUCCUUAUCUCUAUACGGAAGCCGAGUGGAGAGUUUAGGUACUCUCAACAUCAUUUGAGGAAAUUUGAAGGCCUAGUUGCACAGGGGAGAAGUCCCACGGUGGAACUGCUAAAUGACUGGGGGACAUCCAACAGCACAGUGGGUGAACUUGUUGACAUUUUGAAGAGUCACAAGUUACUGGCUGCUGCGUGUGUUUUAUUACCUGUGGAGCAGGCCAUGGCCCCAGAACCACAGCAGGCCUCUCCAGUAGCACAAACAGACCUCCCAACCCGGCUACUGGGUGACACAGACACACAACCUGUCAGCUCCAACCUUCAACCACAGAUUCAACUGGAGAGCAGUGAACCAGGACACACAGGUGUCUCCAGUUUCUUGUAUAAUGAGCUGAUGCAGAUUACAGGCAACUUUGAUGACCGUCCCAUGUCAGAUGGCGGCCAUAGACUUGGAGAAGGAGGCUUUGGAACCGUUUACAAAGGUGUCCUAAAUAACAAACAUGUUGCAGUGAAAAAGCUCAAUCCAAUGGAUGGCAUCUCACUGGAUGAGCUACAAAUUCAAUUCAACCAGGAGAUUGAAACACUGAAAGUGUUGAAACAUGAGAACCUGGUGGACAUGGUUGGAUUUUCCUGUGAUGGACAGCAACCGUGUUUAGUGUAUGCCUUCAUGGCCAAUGGUUCUUUACUGGACCGACUGGCUUCCUUGGACAGCAGUCCUCCACUGUCAUGGCAACAGAGAUGCUCGAUCGCUGAAGGAACAGCAAGAGGCUUGGAGUAUCUGCACAUCAACCAUCAUGUCCAUAGAGAUGUUAAAAGUGCAAAUAUCCUGUUAGAUGAAAAAUUAGUUGCAAAAAUCUCCGACUUUGGGUUGACGAGAGCAUCAGACAAGCAGACAUCAACAACCAUGGUGACAGGGAGGAUUGUGGGUACGUGUGCAUACAUGGCACCUGAGGCGCUCAGAGGCGAAAUCACACCAAAAUCUGAUGUCUUCAGCUUUGGAGUGGUGUUGUUAGAAAUAUUGUCUGGACUCCCGCCAGCUGAUGAAAACCGUGAGCCACAGUUCUUGAUGGACAUGUGGCAUGAUAUAGAUGAUGAGGACGAGGAGCUGACUCUGGAGGACUUUCUGGACAAAAAGUUGAGAGACUGGAAGCUGAGCCAGGUGGAGAGUAUCUACUCUUUGGCUUGUAACUGUCUCCAUGAGAGGAAAAACAGACGGCCAGUCAUCAGACAGGUACUGUUGGAGAUUAAAGGAGUUGUCAAAAGCAUUUCACUGGAAUAAAGCGUAGCGUCAUAGAGAAGACAGAUUUCUGAGCCCUGUCUGGUCACAGUGCACAGAUUGACAAAUAUAUUUUCCACAGCUGUAUAUAAAUAUGUGCCUGUUGUGACUGACAUAAGAAUUAUUUUUGCAUCUAUUUUUACAAUUGUCAAUAUUUUAUUUUACAUGAUUUACUAUGGUUUUUGUAAAAGUGUGUAGCUUAGGUUUUAUACUGUAGUUGUGUACCUUUUGCAGUAUACUGAAAUGACAUGAAGUAUUCUGUGCAGUUAAUAUGAAGAACAUUUGUGAUUGUUCUUCCUACAGUGUUACCAUCAUGUAUUUAUUGUGAUGAAAAAGUUAAAAGUAAUAAAAAUCAAU